GUGCACUAAUGUAGUUCACUGAUAAGUUAUUAUGGAUUGUAUAAAAAAGUCAAUCAACUGAUUUUAUUAACGCCGCUUAGACCGAACUAAAAGACAGAAUAAUGUUGAUAAUAUACUGUUUUAGAAGUUGGAAAUACCCAAAGGCAUAUAAAAUAGAAUGUUCUACCAUUACAUCAGUUUAAAUUAAAUAUUUCUGAAACAAACAUGGAAUUAUGUGUGAAACAUCUUCAUUGUCAGAAGCUCAUUCAAGUAAAAUGGUCACUAAUCUAUGAAAUCAAUAUGAUCAUCUGUGUGGUCGAAAAUACAGUCACAGAGGAAGUUGACUUUCACUUUUUAAAACUAACUGAUUCUUGGUUAAUUGCUCAACAUGUAGAUACUGAAGCAGAACUAAAGAUAAAUAUAUUUGGACUGAAAAGUGGUCAACCAAAAAUACUGCUGAGUGCUGUUUGUGGUAAUCUUCAACAGCAGCAGAUACCUCAGAUGGUUUUACAGCAACACAGUAAAAACUACAGUUUAUUAACAAAUACACAGAUCUUCAGUUUAUUUCAAAACUUAACAGUGGAAGACAACAUCAAAUUCGAUGUUGAUCAACGAAUUAAUGUUCUCUCCGGUAAACAAAAUAUUGUAUUCAGAAGAGACCAAAGUAGUCAAAGAUGGCAAAAACAAACUUAUAUACAGAUAAUACAAACAACAAGUUCCACUAAUGAUGUAUCAAGCUACAAUGAAUAUAUUGAGUUGACAACCACCUAUACCAAUGAAAUACCAUGUGUAAAUCUACCAUCUAGAGAGGCUGUUAAUUACAAGAUUUAUAGAGUAUCUUCCUCUGGUAAUAAAUAUCAUGUUAUGAAAACUUCUAAAAAAUCACAGUUCAUUACUCAUAAUACAAUGGUUGAUGUGAACAACUUACACCAACUGGCGUUAUUAGCCACUGAAGAAACACCCAUGCCCGUUCCUUAUCUAUAUCGAAAUAAACCUAGUAACCAUCCUACCAUAAUAGAAGCAAGGCAAACAGGAAUCAUGGCUAAAUAUAUAAAAGACAAUAAUGGAGACCAAGCUUCUUGUAUAAACAAGAAAAUCAAAGGAUUAUUCUUCAGUGCAACGGCUGAUAGAAGUACUUAUUUACCACCUGCGAUAAGUCCUUUUGGUGAUUAUCGUAUACUGGUUCCACCACAAUACCUAUUAAAUUCAUUUACAUCAAAUAUUUAUUUCGCAGAUUUUUACUGCAAGACACAGAGAGGACCCCAUUACAUAACCUUGGUAUUAACCAAACCUGGUAGUGUAGAAGAUGUCUACUGUAAACCUAGACUUAUCAAACUUGAUAUUAAUGAUAAUAAAUUCUUGUAUUAUGAUCCAAUGUAUGGCCGGUAUCGCACAGCCUCAUCCUCAAAUGUUGAGGUAUUGUACACAGAAAAUAUCAACCUCAAUGAAAUGAGAUCAAAAUCAGGUUUCCUAGAAACAUUUGUUAGAAGUAGAGGACAAAGUAGACCAGAAGGAAUUCCAAAAAAUACUUCUUGCGCCAUUUGUAAUCUCCCUAAAAAUCCUUCCAGAAUAUAAAAUUUUUGCCCUUCUGGACGACUAGAUGUUUUCCUUGCCAAAUCCUCUGAACCCAAGAUACAACCCAUCAAGUAAUUAUUUGAUAUUAUUCCCUGCUCUGACAUACAUAAACACAUGUAAAUUCAAGCCAAUUGUAGGGUGACCCACCAUAAAUAAAUAUCUCCAAAUAUCUUGACAAUUACGCCACAAUAUUUAUAUAUAUGCCAAGCCUCAAAUCAGUUUCACACAAUUAUAGUCACUAAAUAAACGAUCAGGUUGUACUUAAUAAGCUAUGACCAUUAAUCAUCUAUAAAUAAUAGACUGAAAACCGGUUCCAAGUGUCGUCCAUAACAUCCAGACACUUUUGAGUAAAAGAUAGGUUACGUGCCCUUGUUUUGAAAUUAGCCUUGCUUAACCAGUCGAUCGACCAUUCUACUUCUGAUUAACAGGUCGGGAUAAUCAAGACUACUUUUUUACGAAACAUAACAGAAAGCUAGAACAAGAAAUUGAAUUUAGAAAUAAGCACUUUAGCCAACUCAACAAUUGUUUUAAGAAAGUUGUCUAAAUUAGAUCCUGCUUAUACAUCAACAAUAAGCAGGAUGUAAUUUAGAUAAGAAAGAUAUGAUAUCAUAUCCCUAGCCAUAAAUAAAUAUUUCCGUGUAAAUUUCCACAUCAAGAACUCUGUGGUGACAGAGAAUAUAAGUAAUAUUGUUAUAAUACGUUAUUAAAGGUGUACUGUUUUGUUGACAUUGACAAUAAAUUCGCGUUAACAAAAUAGUUUAUAAAGUCUAGUAUUGAUGGCGAUAUUAGCGACCUUUGAUUUUGGCUUGCUGUCGUACUGUUGUCUUUUCGUCUCGGAAGUUGAUGUAGUCUCUACUUUCAAGGUCACUCUUCGACUUUCGUGUUUUGAAGGGGCGAAAAGUAGAAAUUAUGAAUGGUACUUAUAGGCUUCCAUAAAAUUGUAAGACAAAAUAAACAUUUUACCAUUGGUUCACGAAUGCCUUUAAGUGCCAUUUAUAACAAGGGACUCGAAGGACGGCGCUAGAUAUAUUCCACAAGUAACUCAAACGGUUACGUCAUAUUCCUAUCUGGAGAGAAUGCGCAAUAAAUACUAAAUCAGUUUAUGUACAUUCAUAUUACAUUAUUAUUUGUGUUGCGAACCAUUGUGUCAAUUUCUAGGUCCUAAAUAUUAGCGAUUUAGCUCCUUUAAAUAACAAAUACAUGUAGAUUGUUUUGGGGUGACCUUUUCCCUGUAUGUGAAUAAUCAGUAAAUGUUCAUAUUUUUGCACCAAAAUAGAUAAUUUUGCAUCAAAUUUUCUUUUACUGAUAAUUGAUAAGUUCGUAAAUAGUACUGUACGAUGGAUCAAUAGGCCAUUAAUAUUUCGAUAUUGACCCCUUUCUAUAGAAAUCAAUAUAUAAUUGGCAAGAGUUAUACAAUCGUAAUGUGCUCAACAACCCUUGUUUUACUUAUGAAUAUUUAUAUCCACAAGAAAAAGUUCCAAAAUCAUUUAAUUGGUUAACAUCAAAUUGGUCAAUAUCAAUUCAAAGUAUAUGAGUAAAAUAAUGUAAGAUAUUUUAUACCCUGGCUUAGACAAGCUGCUGUAGAUAUUACAUCAAAUUAAUAAGCUUAUUAUUACAUUAUGUAAUAUUUGAAUCAUUUUUUUUUUUAUUUUAUUAAAUUGUUAUUAAAUUUGUUUAUUUCUGUGUUUAAUUUGAUUAGUUUUUCUUAUUCUCUUAUUCAAAUUUCAUAGAAUCUGAUUCCAAACCCAUCUAGCUUUAGUUUUACAUUCUAAAUAUAGAGCAGUGUAAUAUGACACUUAUACAAUACACCAUCUGAAUAGAUAAUAAUUGGGCUACAAUUUAUUGUCUUUGAGAGGAUGAUGACAGGAUUCUCUUCAACAAACCUUUGAGGUCACAUUCCCAAACUUGAAGAAAUCUGGCUGAUUUCUAGUUGGUCUUAAGACUGUAUUACCAAAUACAUUUAUAUGUGGGUAAAUAAAAAUAAAUUCAGCUAAUUUUGUUUUUUUUAAAAUUGGACAUAUGUAAAUAAACAUUUUAUGUACAAGUAAUUUCAAUUAUCCUUUUAUAUUGUUUUUAUUGUUAAUAUUUAUCAAUGUGUAAAAAUUACAAAUAAAAUCUUAUGAGUUUGGUAAAAUUUUGACUGAUUAAAUCAUUUUGAAUUUCUAUAGACUGCAUAGAAUAGCACAGGCAAAGCA
This is a messenger RNA of Patella vulgata (common limpet), 3749 nucleotides long. RefSeq names its product phytanoyl-CoA hydroxylase-interacting protein-like. The record is from RefSeq and is a predicted model, not a curated record. NCBI's taxonomy places the organism in Eukaryota, Metazoa, Mollusca, Gastropoda, Patellidae. Bases 205 to 1554 code for a protein of 449 amino acids. The transcript is spliced from 4 exons.